Molecule: messenger RNA, 1234 nt
Organism: Daldinia vernicosa
Lineage: Eukaryota; Fungi; Ascomycota; Sordariomycetes; Xylariales; Hypoxylaceae
Product: acyl-CoA N-acyltransferase
Exons: 1
Coding region: 353-1168 (271 amino acids)
Molecular function (GO): acyltransferase activity, transferring groups other than amino-acyl groups
Source: RefSeq, a predicted model, not a curated record
CUCAUCUUUAAGACACUUACUUACUCGGAGGCAUUAAAUAGACUAUACCUUAGGUAGUCAUAUCAGCGUAGUGUAUCAUUUUCAUUCAAAAAGCAAACAUGAGUAAAGCGAAGUACAGCGUGCUAUGUAAUCGAGGCUACAUACACAGCCACCAGGUAGAUAGCUUCGGGGAACGACACCGGGCCACCCCGUAGGAAGCGGGGAAAUAUUCCGAACCAACGGACCCAUCUGCAACCCGAACCGGCUAUUCUGACAUAGCUGCCUAUACACCUACCUAGAUUGCUUAGGGUAACCAAGUAAAGAACUUGCCAAUAUCUCCCACUCGGUAUUCACAGCAGCACUACCGGGCAUCAUGUCUUCCGGCAAGCCAAUUUCGAUCUCCAUCCAACCCCUCAACUACACCGAUAUCCCCGCCUGCGCCCGUAUUACUUCAUCAGCCUUCUCCGUCGAUCCCCACACUAUCGUAAAGCAAUUAGGUCGGAAGCCUUUCGAUAUGUACGACAUCUCCCGUUCCGGAUUUCUAGAUACUCUCCACAGGAAAACAUACAUCUACGUCAAGGCCGUAGAUAACGAAACAGGCGAAAUCGUUGGGCAUGCCGGGUGGGCAUUUAGGGGCUUAGAUCCGGCGCUGGUUCCGUGGAAUGGACCCGGAGACGCGAAGCCGGAAGGGGAAGGGGGAGGGGAAGAGCAGCGGCAAACGAGAAAUGACGAAUUGGAAAAUGAGGAUGAGAAUGAGGAUGCGGAAGGGAAGAAAGUGAACUCUAUCGAUCGUCUCCACGCCCUCGAAGACGCCGAUAUGCAAUUCUGGCUAUCUGACCUGGUCCCCUCGGACACACCUUGCAUCUUCGUUAUUGGUCUCACCGUGUCACCUUCACACCAAUCCCGAGGUGUGGGUACUGCCCUGAUGCGAUACGGGAAUACUAUCGCCGACGACCUGGGCCUCUCCAUUUGGGUACACUCAUCGCAUCAGGCGUACGAAGCGUAUAAGAAAUUGGGGUUCGAGACUACGAGAGAGUUAGAUAUAGACUUGGACGAGUACGCACCGAGGGGACCGACAGAGGGAGAAGAAGUAAUGGGAGAGAAGGGGAGCGGGAAGUGGGGGAGGUACGUUAUUAGGUACAUGAGGAGGACACCAAAGAAAUCUACCUUAGGUACUGUACCUACAUAGGUGAGGUGAAGCUACGAAGUAUUAAACCUCAUUUCAAAUUAGACUGUGGUAUGUACCUACUACACU